AUGACACGAACGGACCCACCUGACAUCCUGGUGUCUACGGUGUACCAAGACAUAAAGGUGGCCACCGCAGCCCCCGGGGAUUCUAUCGUCUGCCAGCCUGUGGCACGAUGUGAUGCCUCCAUGUCCUCGCCCAUGCCCCGCGAGCCGCAGCCCUUCAACAAGCGCCAUUGCAGGAGCUUUGACUUCAUUGAGUCGCUGGACGAGCAGCUGGGCACCCCCCCGGCCAUGGAGCGCUCCUGCCCACGCCCCAGCACCCCUGAGCCCACGCCGGGGCUGCCGGGCAGGAGGGCACCGCCAAAGCCGGACCCUCAGGCCGGCAAAGCGCCCCCGCCCCGUAGCGAGCCGAAGCGCCGUGCCCGCUCCAAGAGCGCGCCGCGAGUGAAGUCCACCUUCACCGCGGUGCCCAUCGCCGUCUCGGCGUCGCCGCCGGCCCGGCGCGGGCGGGAGGCGCUGCGGGUGGCACGGGAGCCCUCCCGCGCCGAGCGCUCGCCGCGCCGGGAGAAUCAAGCGCCGCUGCGGGCGCUGGCUAACGAGGUGCACCCCAUCAAGCUGCAGCCGCAGCGCAGCAGCGGCAGCCGCAUCUCCCCGCUCUGUGUGGGCAGCAACUGCUUCGAGGAGGGGCCGGGGGUCAAGGUGGGCGCCAGCCCCCACGUCAAGUGCCGGGUGGACAUCAAGCCGGACGAGGCGGUGCUGGUGCAUGCGGCGCGCAGCAUGCGGGCGGCCCAGGCCCGGCAGGAAGCGCCACGCGUCCUCCGUGCCCCCGGGACUGCCCGCAGCCUGACCGUGCCCGGGAGCAGGCAGGCCUCCAUGUCCCGCACGCCCACCCCCAGCGACUCCUACAGCGGGGAGCCCUCGCUCCUGCCUUACCCUGGUGAGUACUACGAGGCGGACCCCCGGGCACUGGCGUACCAGACGGUGCCGGUGCCAGCCUCACGGGAAUUCAGAGAGUACCCGGAGAGGGGCUGCAUGACCUUCUCAGCCCCUGGCGUCCCUGCCAAGUUCUACUACGCAGAGGAGCCGGGACGCUGCCCCAGCCCUGCUAUGCCCCUCCGCAGCCCUGGCUAUGCCAGCUACCCCUACCCCAUCCGCCACAGCGUCCCCCAACACUAUUACGCCGAGGACCCAGCCAAAGCUGCCAUCCACACAAUGCCACCACGGACACUGUACGUGGAGGAGACCCGCAGCUACCCGGUACAGGAGGCACCUGCCCGCGCCUUCUACGGGGAGGAGCCCCGCUUUUACCACCCCCGCAGUACCCCUGUCAAAACCCUCUACGCCGAGGAUGCCCGGACGUACCCGGCCCUCGGUUCCUCUGCCAGGGUCUUCUACGGCGAGGACUAUGGGAAGUACCGGGAGCGGGAGGUGCUGUCGCGGACGUGCCCCCCGCCCCGCAACACGCAGCCCUUGCACUUCAGCGACUGGUACUGCCCCGAGCGGAGCACGCUGCCCUACCAGAGCCUGCAAGUGUCACGCAUGGCCCCGCAGCCGGCCGCACGUGAGGCCAUGUUCUCCUCCUGGCACACCAGCUACGGCGUGACCCCGCCACGGCUGGCCCGGGAGAGCCAGCACUACUCCAAAUCCUGGGAUAAUAUCCUGGCGCCAGCAGCACGCAGGGAGGAGGUCCUGCAGCGCGGGCGCAGCUACGAGAACCUACUGGCCCAGGAGCAGCACCGUGCCUUAUCCCCCGAGGAGCGGCGGCAGCCGGUGGUGAUCAACCUGUCAAGCUCCCCCAAGCGCUACGCUGCCCUGUCCCUCUCAGAGAGCUCCAUCCUCGAGAGGGUGCACGCCGACGGUGGCCGCGGUUCCCUGGGCCGCUCCUGGUACGUCACGCCGGAGAUCACCAUCACCGACAACGACAUCCGCGCCGACGGGCUGGGCAGGAGCGAGAGGCGGUCGGCCAGCUGGGACAUGCUGGACACGGGGCGGGAGCGCGGUCCCUACACCGUGCCCUGCGCCCCGCAGCCCGUGCUCAGGGAGAGCGGCUCAGGGCGCCAGCGCAGCCUGGAGCAGCUGGAUGAGCUCAUCACCGACCUCGUCAUUGACUACAAGCCGGCGCCAGGCCACCGCGCCGGGGACAGGGACAGCCUUGCUGAGCAGCUCAAGCAGCUCCUGAGCAGCAACACCUCAGGACCGCCCCGGCAGGGCGAGGGCAGGAGGGUGCCGCUCAGAGUGCACGAAGGAUCCCGGCCCACGAAGGAGCAGCCAGCUCCCAGCUCUCGUGCCACCACCCCGCGCUCCGUGCCCGCCCCGCUCUCCGUCAGCCCCUUCGAGAAGUCUCCGGAGAACUGCUCGCCCGAGCUGAGCGCGGAGGAGGACGACAUGAUGAUGUGCUCCAACGCCAAGUGCCGGCGCACAGAGACCAUGUUCAAUGCCUGCCUCUACUUCAAGUCGUGCCACAGCUGCUACACCUACUACUGCUCGCGGCACUGCCGCCGCGAGGACUGGGACACGCACAAGGCAAGCUGUGUCUAUGGGCGUGUGGGCAGCGUCUGCCGCCACGUGCUGCAGUUCUGCCGUGAGGACGCCGAGGUGCACAAGGCCUUCUCGCGCAUCGCCAAGGUCGGAUACCUCUCCCGUGGUCGCGGCGUCCUCUUCCUGGGCUUCCCCAAUGCCGGCUCGGCUGAAAACUUCCUCCAGUUCGGGCUGGAGAGCCUGCUGAUGUCCCCCACUUACCUGUCCCUGCGGGAGCUGGAGAGCUACUCAGACAACCUGGGGGACUAUGCCCGUGAGCUGCGGGAGACAGGCAACCAGUAUGACCCCAACGAAUGUUUCCUCCUGAAUGUAACUGUGGCCGUCACCCAGAAAGUGCCGGACAGGCCCUCGCCGAAGAUGCAGGUGCCGACGGUCAGGAAAUAUGCCAAGGUGGCCUUAGCCUCCUCCAGCCCUGAGAAGAAGAUCCUGAAGAAGGAGCGGGACAUGGAGACGCUGAUCCUGACGCCGCCGCCCGGCACAGCAGACAUUGACAAGGAGGGGGAGGAGGGCCGCAAGGCGCGGGAGGUCUGCUUCAUCAACAUCCAGCGGGAGCUGCGCACCCGCGGCGUCUUCCUGCGGCAUGAGUUCCCUGCCGUCUACGAGCAGCUCUGUGACUUCGUGGAAAGCAACAAGCGCUUCACCCCCACCACCAUCUACCCCAUUGACAAGAGGACCGGCAAGCAGUUCAUGUGCAUGAUCAUGGCAGCCUCCGAGCCCCGCACCCUCGACUGGGUGGCCAGCCCCAACCUCCUGGACGACAUCAUGUGA
Messenger RNA from Indicator indicator, 3240 nucleotides. It is a transcript of the gene AJM1, whose product is annotated as apical junction component 1 homolog. The record is from RefSeq and is a predicted model, not a curated record. Gene Ontology annotation, cellular component: plasma membrane; apical junction complex. Gene Ontology annotation, biological process: cell-cell junction organization. NCBI's taxonomy places the organism in Eukaryota, Metazoa, Chordata, Aves, Piciformes, Indicatoridae. Bases 1 to 3240 code for a protein of 1079 amino acids. The transcript has a single exon.